ACAACACAACAGACCCACCAACAAUAACAAUGAACCCCCAAAUGAUACAUAGUGUUCCGUUCUUGCCUCGCCCUGACCUGUUUCGUUUCAAUCCCCCCGAAACAUUCCCUAUAGUAAACGAAUUGCCUCGGCUCUACUAUGGAGACCCUCUUUCUAGUUCUUCCAUUCAUCAAAUUCCUGCAAACCCACAAACCCAUGGUUCUGUUGCGGCCGGUACUGAACCCGAAAUCCCCCCGGUACUUGAAGGAAUCGCGGCUAUUGUUGGGCAACGAAUCCUAUUUGGGAAUGGUGGGAGUGGGGUUGAGAAAUCGGGUGGUGUUUCGGGCAUGGAACAAAGUACCGGAGGAGGAGAGAAGAAGAGUGGGGUUUCGGUGCAGAAGAGUUACAGAGGGGUGAGGAAGAGGCCGUGGGGGAGGUGGUCAGCGGAGAUAAGGGACCGUAUAGGGCGGUGCAGGCACUGGCUGGGAACGUUCGACACGGCGGAGGAGGCGGCGCGUGCUUACGACGCGGCGGCGAGGCGUCUGAGAGGUGCGAAAGCCAGAACGAAUUUUGCGAUUCCGCCGGUAUUGCCGCGGCCUGUACCGUCGCCGGAAACAACGUCGUCGGAGGGGUCUUCGUCGGAGAAAACGAAGAAGAAGAGGAAGAAGAAGAUUGGGGUGCGAAGUAAGACUGGGGCGGCGCAGAAUAGCAGGAAGUGUGCAGUGGUGACAUCUGUAGCUCAACUGUUCAGCUCAAGUACUAGUCCUAAUAUUAGUAUGAUUAAUGAGGAGCAGAAAAAAAGGAAGGUUGAAGUAGAGCUAGAGUUGAAGCUUGGUGGUAAUAAUAAUAAUAGUGCAUCUAUUAUGGGUCUUUUAUCUAGUUGUAGCUAGAUGAAGGUGAUGAUUACUCAUGUUAGGGCUAUAAAUAUGUAUGUUUUCUUUUCUUUUCUUUUCUUUUCUUUUCUUUUUUCUUCUAUAUAUAUGAAUGAUAU
This is a messenger RNA of Camellia sinensis, 970 nucleotides long. Its product is annotated as ethylene-responsive transcription factor ERF084-like. Gene Ontology annotation, biological process: regulation of DNA-templated transcription. The record is from RefSeq and is a predicted model, not a curated record. Lineage: Eukaryota; Viridiplantae; Streptophyta; Magnoliopsida; Ericales; Theaceae. Gene Ontology annotation, molecular function: DNA-binding transcription factor activity; DNA binding.